UAGUGUGGCUGAGCUCCAGUUUUGUCGUCACUCUAUCCCCAAUUUCCAUGUUUAUUGCCUGCCAACUCCUGUGCAACUUUACAACGAUAUACCCUCGAGCGUAUUUGAGCCCUUUCGUCGAAUUACACACGUAAACGAAACCAGUUAAUUCAUUUUCUACCAGCAAUUCUUUCAAUAUGUCGUGGGCGGGUAGGACAGCCAUCACCCCGCAAUCCCGAGCAGAGGGGUCUAAUAUGAAGCAGGGUUUAAGAAGAAUGUCAAUCGCGCGACGACGCAGGUGAUGAUGAAGACGGGGCAUGUGGAAAAGACGAAUGACCGUGAUUACGAAGUCGAAGAGAGACGAUUCAAGACUAUGGAAGCUGCUGCUUUGCGACUACAAAAGGAAUCAAAGGGAUAUCUCGACUCCCUGAGAGCCAUGACCGCAUCACAAAUGCGAAUCGCCGAGACGAUAGAUGCGUUCUACGGCGACUCAGGCGCGAAAGACGGUGUCAGCAGAAGUUACAAGCAGGCCGUCGAAGAUCUAGACGCCGAAACCAUUAAAGCCCUCGAUGGCCCCUACCGAACAACCGUUCUCGACCCCAUCACACGGUUCUGCGCCUACUUCCCCGACGUCAACGAGGCGAUUAAGAAGCGCGCUCACAAACUGCUUGACUACGAUGCCCUCCGCGCAAAGGUGAAGCGCCUCGCCGAGAAGCCCGACAAGGACGCCACGAAGCUGCCCCGAACCGAAAAGGAGAUGGAGAUGGCCAAGGCUGCUUACGAGCAGCUGAACGAGCAACUCAGCACCGAGUUACCCCAACUUAUCGAUCUCCGAGUGCCGUACCUUGACCCCACUUUCGAAGCUCUCGUCAAGAUUCAGCUGCGUUUCUGUGCAGAGGCGUAUUCGCGCAUGGCACAAGUACAGCAGUACCUGGAUGCUGACACUAGAGAUCAGUAUGCCGAGGGACAACUAGACGCCAGAGUGGAGCAGGUGUUGCAAGAGAUUCGGGAGUUGAGCAUUAGUGGCACGGUCUAGGCUUUGGGUUGGCUUCUACGACUUAUCCGGUUGGGGGAACGGCGUAUAGGUGCUUUCUGCUUGUAGAUACUUGCCAACGUCAUGAAUAUCAUGCACAAAUAGACAUAGUCCAUUGCGGGCUUAUGGAAACGCAUGCUUGUGUGCAGACCGCUGUAACUCUACAUUAUUGGGCUUUUGUGCCUUGCCUUUUGGGCGAAAACUGUGCAAGUA
This is a messenger RNA of Fusarium odoratissimum NRRL 54006, 1225 nucleotides long. Its product is annotated as protein hob3. Gene Ontology annotation, cellular component: Rvs161p-Rvs167p complex; mating projection tip; actin cortical patch. NCBI's taxonomy places the organism in Eukaryota, Fungi, Ascomycota, Sordariomycetes, Hypocreales, Nectriaceae. The record is from RefSeq and is a predicted model, not a curated record. Gene Ontology annotation, biological process: actin filament organization; plasma membrane tubulation; actin cortical patch localization. Gene Ontology annotation, molecular function: lipid binding; protein binding. The coding region runs from base 281 to 1015 and encodes 244 amino acids. The transcript has 4 exons.